This is a messenger RNA of Musca domestica (house fly), 703 nucleotides long. RefSeq lists its product as uncharacterized. The coding region runs from base 56 to 598 and encodes 180 amino acids. The transcript is spliced from 2 exons. Lineage: Eukaryota; Metazoa; Arthropoda; Insecta; Diptera; Muscidae. The record is from RefSeq and is a predicted model, not a curated record.
UUCAACACACCAGCAAAUUUAAAAAAAAAUAUGGGAAGAAACAUAGAAGUUGAGGAUGCAGGAGUCCAAAGACAAUCUUGACAAUGUUUUCAAAAAUUGGCCAAGAUACAAGGACCUUAAUGGUUUAGAUUUAAUAAACAUUGAUUUCCAGACCCUCUACCCAAACAAAUCAAAUUUAUUAUUUGAGAAAAUUGAGACAUUUGUAGCAGACGUGUGCAAAAUUUUCCCCUCACUAAUCAAAGACAAACUCAACAUGAACCUCUUCGAUACAUUGAAUAAAUGCUCAAAUUGGUCGUCAGAUACAACACAAUUUCAAAUUUUUAACCUUCUGCAUGCAGUAAUUUUACCACCGCGACUAUCCAAAACUCACAAGCCCACUAUAUCGGAAGCGCAGAAGGACAUGAUGGUGCAUUUAGUAAAUAUUAACAAUUUUAAGCACAUGGAAGAUACAAUCACAGUUUCAGCGUUAGAGGAGAAGUUGUCGGUGCAACCCAAAGUUAUUGUUGUUGGUGAAGACGUGAAUAAUUUAAAAGAAUUUUCCGUUUAUUUAAAUGGCUCUAUAUACAAAGUACAUACGUUACUAGCGGCGCAGUCGUGAAAAUGUGUUUUGUUUUCGAUUUAAAAUAUUCAGCAAAAAGUAAAUAUGUAUGGACGUUCUUGCAGGAAUAUAUUUAUGAAAUUCCAUCAAAAACUAAAGUUUCGA